UAUAGGUGCGCUCGAGAUAACGUGAUACUUUUAUCUAUGCUGGAAGAUAAAACAAAGUGCUUAUCAGAACAUUAGUCCACAAAGCCGUGAUACUGUCAGACAUAUUAUUCAGUAAAGGUGUUUUUUUAAAUGUCAACAACGAAUUCAGCAAAAAUGAAGAGCAUGAAGUCAGAAACUGAGCACAAUAUGAAGUCGAUUAAGUUCUUACUUCUCACAAUAACUACGAUGUUUUUGAUAAUAUCCGGGCUCAUGAUAGUCCUGGGCAUCUCGGUCUACUCCCACUACCACAGCCUCUCGUUCCUCUACGAGAGCGCUAAGAGCGGGAACUUCUUCACUCCUUCCAUCCUGGUCGUGGUGAUGGGGAUGGUGAUGAUGAUUGUCACGCUGUUCGGGUUUUUUGGCAGCUUGAAGGAGAGCACUUGCAUGGUUAACUUGUACGCGUACAUCCUGUUCCUAGUAUUCCUAGUGGAGCUCAUAGUGGUGUGCGUGGCGUUCCGCACGGACCCGGCGAGCCUGGCGCGCCACGUCGACAUCCCCGUGCACGCCUACUCCAGCGACAGCGAGAUCAGCGACGAGAUUGACCGCAUGCAGUACGCGCUGUCCUGCUGCGGCAGUGACUCCUACCUAGACUACGUCGGUCAAGAGUUUACAGCGAACCACUCGACCGCCGCGGCCACUGUCACCACCACGGACACCGUCACUCUGCUACUGCCCAAGAGCUGUUGCGAGUCUGUCAUAGAUGAGACGUGCUCGUCCGUCAAACUGAAUGGAUGCAAACGAGCGAUUAUCAAUGUCCUUGUCCAGAACUCUAGCGUGCUGGGAGUUUUGGGAGUGUCUGUCAUGUUUAUUCAGGUACUCGGAAUAACGUUUGCUCUACUUCUGGCUCAUUGCAUCAGGAAGAUGAAGAGUGAGAGAGCCCUGCAGACGUGGAAGAUGUGUGAGGAGAGGAUCAUGGCUCGCAAGCUCGAAGAGAAGAAGGAUAUUCCUACCAUCACCAUCGGCCAUAUUGAUUCUAGCAAAGCCUAAUUUACUUUCCCACCUUCUUUAUAAAACUUAAGAUGUAAUAAUAUAGGUGCCAUUAAGGCAUACUUAUCAGUAAGGAAUAAUAAAAUGUUUAUUGAAAAAAAUUUAAGUAAGUCAAGUAUGAUAUGUAUUGAUUAAAAAUAUCAAAAUGUGUUUAGUACCCUACAUUCGGAUAAUUUCAAUACUUAUUAACUUCACUGUUGUAAAAUAAUUAAAUAAAUACAAAUGUACAUA
Plutella xylostella (diamondback moth) is the source of this 1257-nucleotide messenger RNA. Its product is annotated as CD63 antigen. Gene Ontology annotation, cellular component: plasma membrane. NCBI's taxonomy places the organism in Eukaryota, Metazoa, Arthropoda, Insecta, Lepidoptera, Plutellidae. The record is from RefSeq and is a predicted model, not a curated record.